AUGUCAUCAGUAUCACUUCGGUUAAGCGCUGAUGAGUCUGCUCGAGAAGAUAAUAAUAUAGCGUUAAAUCAGUCGAUGCCUGACGCUUACAGUGAUGUCAAGAAAGUAGCAAUGGUUCGAAGCUCUUCGGAGUUGUUACCAACGCGUCUGGAGCAAUCUUCAUGGCCGAAUCGAUUAUCCUGCUACCGCUUAGGUACCACCAUGAAUGAAGUACCACUCAUUGGUGAAUGCCGCUCCUGUGCUCAAAGCUAUCACUGCAAUUGCUGUCCUGGGUGCGACCAUCUGGUCAUCAUUUACGCGGUCGGUUGUCAGAAAUUUUUAACAGAAAGAGAAAUUCGGCAAGUCACUGCAGAAAAAAAAAAGCAACUUUUUUUUUUUAACAUUUCUUUGUGA
Molecule: messenger RNA, 393 nt
Organism: Thelazia callipaeda (thelaziosis nematode)
Lineage: Eukaryota; Metazoa; Nematoda; Chromadorea; Rhabditida; Thelaziidae
Source: the annotation of a GenBank genome assembly